ACAGCAUUCUGAUGCCAUAAAUGUCGAUUUGACUACCCCUCGAUAGAAACACCUAACCCAAAUCUAAAUCAAAGAUUUUAAGUAGACUGAACGAAGACAGUUGCUUUUUGUUCACAUAAAAUGUUCAAUAACUGUUUUUAUUUCAUGAUUCGAUUGAGGGGGUGGUUUUUUCUCGCUUCCUGACUAGUCAACAAUGUCUUCAAUCAAAUAAGGAUCGCUUUUUUAGGAGGAUAGAUCGAGACGAAAACAGACGAAUCUUACUGGAGUUCGAUCUUUAUGGCACUGUGUGCCGUCCAUAUUGUCAGACUGUUUGCCGUUGAGCGGCAGUGAUUUUGACAGUGAGCUCAUAAUCGCGCGAGACGUUUGGUUGUGGGUGCAGGCAGAGAUCGUGAAGCUCUUCCCUUUCUCUUGACAUGUCACGCGUGUAUUAACCUGCUUUUCAGAAGGAAUAUAAUUCAAUAUUUCUACAACAAAGACGAGAAGUUUCCGUCAAAAUAAGGAUUUCGUUCAUAAACCGAUAUCAUUUUAAUCUGGAUUACUCAACAUCAACAUUUUACAUCGGUGCACGUUCCAAAUACAGCGGAUUGUUAAUUUGUUUUAUUUAUAAUUUAUUCCACCCUGAUCAACCUGGAUCUAACGCCUAUAGUCGACUGAUGAAGCCAUUGUACACUAUAAUCGUCUCAAUAGUUCUUGCUCUGUUGUGAUGUUUUUUGAUUGAUUUUAUACUCUCCACGUGACGUCAUGGCAUGCUAUCGUAGCCGCAUGAGGAUUCUAACAUGUGUGUGCUUCACUGGAAUGUCAUUAUUGGUCAUUCUUCAAGAGCUGGACAGAUUGGACGCUCGUGCAUCUAAGGAUAAAUCUAGGACUCGUCACUCUCAAUCUCAUUCGAGGCGAAACAAUCUCUACAUCGCAGCUGCUGACAGCGACAUUGCGUAUAGGGUGAGAGUUAACGAUGUUGAUAAUAUCGUGGAAAAUGAUGUGUGGAAUACCUACAGUUCUGUGUUGUCUGCGCCGAAAGUGAUCGAGAAAAAACGCGGGAAUGAACCCAUCCGUCGGAAGCCUCUGACAAACUAUGAGAAGGGUAAGAAACCGAACAUUGGUUGUGCAUAUCAGCCGCAAUAUGUUGUCAUACUAGCACAGAUGCGCACUGGUUCAUCUGUUGUAGGGCAAAUGUUGAAUCAAAAUAAAGACUUUUUCUACCUUUAUGAGCCUUUACAUGUUGCUCAUGAUUGGGAGAGCGAAGGUAUAACAAAGAUUGAAACUAACCCUCUAAUGACGUCAUUAUUACGUAAUAUUAGCCAAUGCGAAUUUUCAGACGAUUUUGUCAAGAGCCACGGAGCAUGGGGAGGGCGUACCAAGAGUCGUGCUCUCAUGCCACUUUGCAGCCAAAGGGAUAUAUGUACGGAACUCUCGCCACUGGUCUAUAAACAAAUAUGUUUAGCUUACAAGGGCAAUGUAGCUUCAAAGCUUAUUCGGGCCAAUCUUAUGCACCUUAAACCAUUAAUGGAGGAAAGUCUAGUGGAUGUCCGAGUUAUCCACCUUGUACGGGACCCACGCGGCACGGCCAACUCUCGACUACAAUAUUUCUUAACCAAGGGAAAGAAUGAUGCAAUUCCUCAAAGCUUGAACGAGAGUCAAAACGGGUCGGAACCUGUCGGGAGUGAUAGAGGAGUCAUGUUACAAGACUUGAUCAAAACAACACAUAACUUCUGCUCCUGGGUAACGACGACACUGUAUACAGCUCUCUCCAAACCCACAUGGCUCCGUGGGCACUAUAUGUUGAUGCGAUACGAGGACUUCGCAGAGAGGCCACUGACAACUGCUCAAGAGAUCUACAGCUUCCUGGGUCGGCCGACACCUUCCGAGGUCCUGGACUGGAUAAAAAAUAAUACACAAGACAAGGCCGAAGAGAAGAAAUCCAAACAUCCCUUGUUUAGUAUGACGAAGAACUCUACAGCUACUGCAUCAAAAUGGCGGCUAGGUUUGACGCGUGAGGAGAUAUUGAUUAUCCAGGACGAAUGUUCGGAGGCAAUGCGUCUCCUAGGGUACCGAAAAGUAGGGUUACACACUCCAUACACUGACCUAUCUCUCCCUCUCAUUAAACCUAUCAAACUUCAUUUACCCUAAUUAAAAUCACCUCAUGUGCAAAGAAUCGACAGGAAUCUCUCUUAUUAUAGAGUUAAAACCAUCUUGUAGUAGAAUAAUAACUUUUAGAUCUAAAACCAAGUAGAGAAAAAUAUUGGUAUGAGAUGGCGAUGGUGGCAAUUGAAUCAUAAGAAUUAUAAAUUGAUGACAAUUCUUAUUUGUAAUUAUCUUUGGAAGCACAAAGGAGAGUUGAGAAAUGCAUUUCCACAAUUAGGUAGUGUUCAUUUUUUUUUCUAUUUCAUUUUAAAAUAAAGUAAAGGAUUUUAUGCCAUAUCAGCUUUUGCUAUAAAAAGCAGACAGUUAGUAGAAAAAAAAAAUCGAAUUAAAAUAUUGAUACAAACGAUUUCCCUAUAUUUGUUUACGAUGCAUAAGGAUUUAUUUCAGUGAAUACGCAACUCUUUAUAUUAGACAAAAUAGAGUAACUGUAAAUGAAGGGGUUAAUAUAAUAGACGAUAGGCGAUGGAGGGGUGGCUCUGUAUACUUAUCGUAGAAGCUAAUGAACCUUUGCAUAACAGAAACAUCUCGCUGUAAUAAAUCAAGGGUUCAGUGAACAAUAUGAUUGUACAUGAUGCAGCAUGAAUAUAUAUGUUGAUACUUUAGCACAGCGUUUUUCAGCCGGGAUGCCGCAAUACAUAUCUAGGGGUGCCGCGAGAAAAAUGUAUACUUAAAAUACUAAAAUUAUUUUGGAAUAAAGUCAGUCUUGAGAAACCAAAACAGUGGAAACUGCUUCGUAUUUCCAUGAGGAAAUCACAUUUACAAGCGCAUUUCUUCCUCGCUUGCAACAUUUUAGAAACAGGAUAAUUAUAAGCCGAGAAGUGCCUGAAGUCCUCCAUAUAAGCGAGUUUACAGAUACAAUCUGCGCAUGGGCAGAUAAAGGUCGUUUGUACAAAAAUGGUACAACCCACAUAGAUAAAUACUGGAUAUGCGCUCAUGAAAGUUAUGUAACAUUAUUCAUUUAGGCACCAACGGUACAUUCUAUGA
Molecule: messenger RNA, 3126 nt
Organism: Strongylocentrotus purpuratus (purple sea urchin)
Lineage: Eukaryota; Metazoa; Echinodermata; Echinoidea; Camarodonta; Strongylocentrotidae
Product: carbohydrate sulfotransferase 1-like
Exons: 1
Coding region: 742-2127 (461 amino acids)
Biological process (GO): sulfur compound metabolic process; N-acetylglucosamine metabolic process
Molecular function (GO): N-acetylglucosamine 6-O-sulfotransferase activity
Source: RefSeq, a predicted model, not a curated record